AGUCUCUCCCUCUGUUCUCUCUGGCUGUGUGUGUAUAAAAUCACUCUCAGUCUGACAGCGUUUCAGUAACCUGUGCCAUGCACAGAGCGGGAUGUACUUACUAACCAUCUGCUUGCAUGGCACGGGUUAACUGAGCCUGUGGGAUUGUGCUUACCUAAACAAAACCACUGCAGUGAGGGGAAAAACAAUGAAUGGGUGGAGAUGAUCAGCCCAUGCAUUCCAGCUAGUGCAGUCCAGGCAGCAAUGACAGCCUGAAGGUUGCAGCAGCAUCGGGAUCGGCAUUCCAAGUGCACUGAUCUUACAGUCUGGAGUGAUUUUGUGUGGAGCUGCUCUUUAUUUGCUGAGCCAUGGCCAGUAACCAGGCCAGCCUGCAGGAUGAUCAGAGCAGGCACUGCAAGUUCUUAUCCUAUAUGUUCUACCAGGCUGUGAGAGAUCACAAGCCUGUGUGGAUGCUGGAAGACAUGAGAACUAUGGAAUAUUUUUACUGGGAGGAAAAUGCCAGCCUACGAACCUACUCACCUUCAGAAGCCCUUCUCUAUGCAGUGGUGCAUAAUCACCUGCCUUAUGCUCAGUAUCUGCUGUCUCAUUUUCCAGAGGAGGCUCUCAAGGUGCCUGGGGAACACUUCUGCUAUUGCCCAUCCUCUGCUCCUCAUUUGGCCAUGGCGGUCACAUAUGACAGGAGAGAUAUCUUGGGACUGAUCAUCAAAAUUGCACACAAGCUCCCCAGCUUGAACUCCUACAUCAAUAGGGCUGGCUGCUUUCAUCUGGAAGAUGGGAAAACCCCCCUGCACCUUGCCUGUGAACUGCUGAGGUCAGAGACGGUCCUAAUCCUCCUUGGGAAUGGAGCCUCUCCCAGGAUAGAGGACAGUAAAGGGCUUACCCCUCUGGACGUCAUCCUGGAGCAGAUGUGGGACUCCAAAGUCAAUGUCGCAUCAAAGAAGCUCUGCCUCGACUACCUCUUGCUCUUCAUGCCCAACCCACAGUUUAAGAUGAGGAAAGUUCUGCAGGAGCAUCCAGACCACUGGACAGCUUUGCUGGGAGAAGACAAAUUCAACAGCCUGGUGGGGAACACACCUGCUUCUUUAUACCUGCAAGCUAUGCAAACUAUUCUCCAGACUCUUCCCCCUUCUCACUUCCCUAAAAGCAUCCAGGAACUACCUAUACCUCAGGCACUAAAGCCCUUACCAUCCUAUGGCAAAAAGCUACCGACAAAAAAUGUGCACCAUUAGCAGGAAGAUUCUGACCUCUGACCUCUUUACACCUGAAGUAACGCUUUUUAAGUCAAUUUUAUCACUCCUGAUGUUUGUUGGUCUAAAGGAAGACAGAAACUGUUUGUGCAUUUAUGUUGUUUGAGACUCUUCUGACUUCAGCAUACAAAUAAAAGUGAUACUUAAUCCCCAAAAUAAUUUUUUACAUUUUUCAUACUUUGAAUGUAUAUAGAUAUAUAUUUUCCAUCUCUCCAAUUCUGAUGGGCAUUUCCCUGUUCCCAGUUUCCUUGGCUUUUUUGGAAUCAGCAUGGCAGUGACAGAUGCUUAAGACCGAAUGUUGCCAUGCCCAAAUACAAAUGAAUGUUCACUGUAUGCUAUGACUUUCUUAUAAAGCCCUACUUUUGUAAUUUUUAGGGGGAAAAAAUCUUCACUAUAAUUGUGUUUGUACAUUACUUGCUGCAUGAUUAAAGAUAAAUUGUAAUGUGCUGGAAUAAAGCAUAUAUACAUAGCCUGAUAAUUAGGUAUAUUAGCUGUGAAAAUAAUUUAAUCUGAUUGUAUUACUAUAA
Empidonax traillii (willow flycatcher) is the source of this 1774-nucleotide messenger RNA. RefSeq names its product ankyrin repeat domain-containing protein 9-like. Lineage: Eukaryota; Metazoa; Chordata; Aves; Passeriformes; Tyrannidae. The coding region runs from base 348 to 1229 and encodes 293 amino acids. The record is from RefSeq and is a predicted model, not a curated record. The transcript is spliced from 2 exons. Gene Ontology annotation, molecular function: protein binding.